Messenger RNA from Panicum virgatum (switchgrass), 2253 nucleotides. RefSeq names its product beta-1,4-mannosyl-glycoprotein 4-beta-N-acetylglucosaminyltransferase-like. Gene Ontology annotation, molecular function: beta-1,4-mannosylglycoprotein 4-beta-N-acetylglucosaminyltransferase activity. The coding region runs from base 726 to 1802 and encodes 358 amino acids. The transcript has 2 exons. Gene Ontology annotation, biological process: protein N-linked glycosylation; N-acetylglucosamine metabolic process. Gene Ontology annotation, cellular component: membrane. NCBI's taxonomy places the organism in Eukaryota, Viridiplantae, Streptophyta, Magnoliopsida, Poales, Poaceae. The record is from RefSeq and is a predicted model, not a curated record.
GCAGGCGCCGGGAUGCGUCAUGCGUGUAGUGCGCCGCGUGCAAAGUUCCGGGUUUUGGAUGGGAUGCCGGUUGGAUUUGGGCGUGGAGUCCGUUGCUGUUACAUGCCCGUGCGUUGUCGUUGAUCUGCACUGGAUCAGGUGUUCGGCCGUGGGACUUCGGAGCACGAAUUCUUCACGCCUUUCGGGUGGCAGAAUCUCGCGACGUGGCGGAAUUGCGUGUUUCGGCAUGACAUUUCGGAGCUCGGGAAUAUGUCUUUGGAUGAGUUUGGGGAAGACACUCUUCUGCUUUCUUUAUUCCAUCAGGAGAGUUUUGGGCUUCUGCGAAUUUGCAGAAUUUUGGAAUGUUUAAUUCCUUUGGACGGAUAAGAAAAAUGGCAGCCUUUUGGUGACAAUGGCAAAUUAGUGGCGUCAAGUGCUGUUUUUACCAGAGCUGAUUUAGUUCUGUUGGGCAUUGCUAUUUCCUAAUGCUUUAGGUCUGCAGUUCCUAGUUUAUAUGAUUUUGCUAACCUCGUUACUCGUUGUUGUCUUAGCUUUCUGCCCUUCGUGCAUAUAGUUGUGGCAUUAGGUUUGGUUAUGUGCUAGUUCUGUGCGGUUCUAGUCAUCUUCUGGUUAGCUUUUGAUACUUUUCUUGGAAAAUAACAAACCUUGUGCUGCGAAAAGGUGAUCUUUGGGAUAUUGCUUCAGGAGGUUAUCUCACUUUGCCUGUGUCAAAGGCAGCUCUGACCAUGUCAAGGCUAAAGUGUGCGCUACGGGGAUUUGAUCUCAGGGCACUUAUGGCUCUCUUGAUUGGUGUGCCAAUGCUGAUCUUAAUGAUAUAUGCUCAUGGUCAGAAGGUCACAUACUUCCUCCGGCCGAUCUGGGAAUCUCCUCCCAAGCCUUUCAAGACAAUCCCUCACUACUACCAUGAAAAUGUCACCAUGGAGAAUCUCUGCAAGCUACAUGGGUGGAAAGUUCGGGAUACCCCUCGCCGUGUAUUUGACGCUGUACUCUUCAGCAAUGAGCUUGAUAUCCUUGAGAUCCGCUGGAAUGAGCUUAGUCCCUAUGUGUCAGAGUUUGUGCUUCUUGAAUCCAACUCAACAUUCACUGGCAUGAAAAAGCCCCUCCACUUCAAGGAAAAUCGUCAUCGAUUUGGGUUUGCUGAAUCACGGCUGACAUAUGGUAUGAUUGGGGGUAGGUUCGUGAAGGGGGAGAACCCAUUUGUUGAGGAGUCAUAUCAGAGGGUUGCCCUGGACCAGCUUAUUAAGAUUGCGAAAAUAGAAGAUGAUGACCUGCUGAUCAUGUCGGAUGUUGAUGAAAUCCCAAGCGGUCACACAAUAGACCUCUUGAGGUGGUGCGAUGACAUUCCAGAUAUACUUCAUCUUCAGCUCAGGAAUUAUCUUUACUCCUUCGAAUUUUUCCUGGAUGACAGGAGCUGGAGGGCAUCAAUACACAGGUACCGAUCUGGAAAGACGAGGUAUGCACACUUCCGGCAGACAGAUGAGCUUCUUGCUGAUUCAGGGUGGCAUUGCAGCUUUUGCUUCCGCUACAUAAGCGAUUUUGCUUUCAAAAUGCAAGCUUAUAGUCAUGUUGACCGGAUCAGGUUCAAGUACUUCCUGAACCCUGAUAGGAUUCAAGAUGUCAUCUGCAGAGGGGCAGAUCUUUUUGACAUGCUUCCAGAAGAGUACACAUUCCAGGAAAUCAUUGCUAAGUUGGGGCCGAUCCCAAGCACAUAUUCUGCUGUUCAUCUUCCUAGUUAUCUGCUGAAGAAUGUCGAGCGCUUUAGAUAUCUUCUACCGGGCAACUGCAGAAGAGAAAGUGGCUGAUUUUAUGGCUUACCCUGCAAUCUGCUGUGUAUGGGUGCCACGGCACAUCUGUUGUCUUCGUCGAGGCCCGGAUGGCUGUGGCAGUUGCAUCUGGUAUGAUUGGCUAACAUGUGGUUGGCUAACAUAGCCGGACAAUUGCUUGGGGGAAGUUGUCUGUGGAUGAGAGGAAGCCGCUGACUUUGAGCUCUGUAAUCGGACAUGGGAAGAGGAUCUAACAGCAUAUGACAGCAUAGCGCAUGCUUGGCCCUGGCUGGCUGUGCCUUCCGGAUGAGGUGAACUGAGUGUGUGAAUACAACCAGGUGUCGUUGUCAUCCAUUACUUCCCUGAUUGAUAUAUAAACUCAAAAGGGCUGUUGUAGAUUGCAAAACCAAUUGAUAUUCCAGAACUACAUGUUGUAGAAAACUGGUCUUACUCUGCAUACAAUUUACAUGCGUGUCUAGUCCUAUUCUCC